This is a messenger RNA of Durusdinium trenchii, 366 nucleotides long. NCBI's taxonomy places the organism in Eukaryota, Dinophyceae, Suessiales, Symbiodiniaceae. The record is from the annotation of a GenBank genome assembly.
AUGGUCAGCGAGGUAUGCGCAGUAUCAUCAUCAGCGCAUCGUAGCUGCCGUCGGACUCAGAGCAAAGCGUUCUGCAACGGUUUGGAGGCAAGUAGGAGGACUGCUGACCGCUCUCACGCAGCGCUGCAAGGUGCCUAUGCCGCAGAGCUUGUCGAGCGAGAUGGAAGGGCUGAAGGACCAGCUCAGUCCAUUUGGGAUCGUUCAGUUUGCAGCGGAGUCUUGUGUUCAGGCUUCCAUGGCAUCUGCACUAUCCAGGCAAAUGAACAUUUGACACGUCCAAACAUUCGAUGCGCCGCUUUACCCUCUCCAAGCCAAAAUUGCACAAAUUGCAUCUACGCGCUGAGGUUCAAGAUGUGGAUUGAGUGA